Molecule: messenger RNA, 5190 nt
Organism: Gadus morhua (Atlantic cod)
Lineage: Eukaryota; Metazoa; Chordata; Actinopteri; Gadiformes; Gadidae
Gene: tnxba
Product: tenascin XBa
Exons: 15
Coding region: 249-4631 (1460 amino acids)
Biological process (GO): neuron projection development; regulation of cell adhesion
Molecular function (GO): protein binding
Source: RefSeq, a predicted model, not a curated record
GGUGUGGGGGGUCUUCAGUGAGAGCACACGUUCAGGUUCUCCCCUUCCCGCUGCUCUUCUCCCCCUCGGCUCCAGCGGGUCUCAGUGAGCUUCAGUCCAUGGAGGGAGCAGACCGGCACACCUAGAGCCUCCACCUCCCAGUAGGAAAGACUCCCGCUUGCUGUUUCACAGAGGACGUGUACUGGACGGAACUUGUCCUUGAGUUCAUAUACCCGAGGCCUCCAGAGGAUUUCUGCUUCUGUUUCAAAAUGCUGCUCUCUCUCUGUCUUGUCCUGCUCAUCACUUCUGUCCCCGCACGUCACACCGCAGCCAACGAGAAGAGGAACUCCACGGGAAGUGACACGAUCAAAUCCGAUGCCACUGUCGCCCCUUCUAUCCUGAAAUACAUUCCCGCUCUUGCCAAACAGACCACUCUGGCCUCCCCAAAGGCAAAUGUAGCAGACCCAACGACUCCCGCCCCCCUGAUGGUCAAGCAGAAACCUGUGGUGGUCAACGGGACAAAGACCACGAAGUCGAAGAAAGCGUCCGCGUUAAGCCACGCCCUCCCUUCAACCUCACCAAAGACAGUGCCAGCGGCCAUUAAGGACAAGCACGCCAUUAAUAAGACCUCCACUCUCAGAACUCCUCCCACUCGUGAUGUCAAAAUCAUUAAAAACAAACUUGUUGCUGCUGUCACAGAUGGUGCCGCCAAAACCGCUAAAAACAAGCUUACAGCUUCAACAAAUCAAACCACCUCGAUGAAAUCUCCUGCAAUCAGCAUUUCCGGCCCAACCGUCUUUCAGGGAGUUCAGUCGACGCACACACCUUCAAGCGAGGCCGUCACAGAGAAGCCCGGCCUUAUAAUAACUAAACCAGCCAGCAAGGACAGGCCGACGACCUCAGUCAAUCAGACCUCAACCAGUAAUGUGAGGUCUGCCAAAGCCAUCAAAACGCCCGCGGUGACCAGUGGGCCGAAGGACGCCGGGACCAGCGAGAGGUGUGACGGCGUCCACACCACGGAGCAGGAGGUGAAGCUGAAGCCUGGCUCUCCCCUGGUGGUGACCCAUAAGAUCAGCCUGGUUCCUGCAGGCUGCUCCGAGAGCUGCCAGGCUGAGAUGGAGGCUCUGAGGAUACGUGUAGAGCGACUGGAGAAGGAGAUGGCCGCUCUGAAAGGUCAACGGAAGUGUCCAAACGAAUGUAAUGGAAAUGGUGAAUGUGAGAUGGGGAGAUGUGUGUGUUCGGUGGGGUUCCAAGGCCCUGACUGCAGUAGGUGUGCUCCUGGAGUCAACUGUGAAACAAAAGGGGACAAAGGGAAGGUCAAGACGAACGUAGAGAUGGUGAAGAUACCCCAGGACAAGAACACAAAGGCAGAGCAAACGCUUUCCCAGAAAAAAGUGCAGACUCUAACUCUGGCCACACCUGGGAAGGUGAGCACAGUGAAAACCCAAGCAAGACAAGCGACUACCGCUGCCAAAAUAAAUACCAAAAACUCUGCAAGCGCCAGAAAGUCUGUCCAGCUGACCGUGGGUCAGGUUCUUCUGAAACACAAGGGCACGAAGCAGGAGGAGGCCCGUAAAGGGAGAACUACAGUCCUGGCCAGCAAAGAACUCCCACCCAAAUCUGAAGCCAAACAGGUGAUGAUGAAAGAAGGGGUCAUGGCUAAAGCACAUGCUACCGCUGGCCAGCUGCAAGACCAGCCACAGACAAAUGUGACAUUGGGGGCUCAGGAAGUGACCAAUGGUACUGCCAAAGUUCAGACUCUUUUGACCAAGGCCAUUGAAACAUCUGACGUGAAGAAGUCCCUACAUCCUUCCACACUGGCUGAGAAAGAUGUCACCCAAUCAUCUGCCCAUACACUGAUUAAAGAGGUCAAAACCGGGAGUGUUAACAAUUCACAUGUGGUGCAGACUGUUGAUAACAAAAAGACUCAAACGACCAAGAUCAGCUCUGGGAAAGCUAUUUUAAGUAGAACCACUGCCGGUAAAGACAAGCAGACUACUUCAGUGAAAACACUUUCAAGUGAUGUUAAGCCUGCCCUCACAUUGGCUAAAACAGUGCUCUCCACGGCAACAAAAAACGCCACUGGUGGUAACACAACAGGCAAAGAUAAGCAAGUGUCUGCAGUCGAUCAUAUAACUACAGUUAAAACCCAUUCAAGUGGUGUUAAAACAGUGGUUUCAACCGCAUCCAAAACUGUGAAAACCACUGGUACCACUGACAGCAAAGACAAGCCAACAACUUCGGUCAGUCAGAAGACUUCACUUAAAACAUUGAGCGAUUUGAAGCCUAACACAGAAACUACCAUUCUUACAGAGGUUAGGACUACUCAGUCUAGAGUCACAAAGCCUGCGACAGGCAGGGGUACAACAACGAUCACCAAAGACAAGUCUGCAACUUCAGUUUUGACAAGUGAUUUGACAACUUUAGUCAAUCAGUCUGCUGAUGCAAAGUCAACCAAAGACACUCCAGUCGAUCCGUUUUUGGUUACAAAGUCUUCUACAACCAACGCUACACUGAGCGCCAAAGACAAGCCCACGCCCACAGCCAACCAUACAGCGGUGAUCAAGUCACACGGGGAUGGAAAGGCUGCCAAAACUCAGACAAGCAAGGUUGGCUCCGGGAAAGCAAAAGGUACACAGAAGAGCCAGACUUCAGUGAACGUGACCAGUGUAGAACAUGGAGAGGCGUCCGCUAAGGAGACGCUCGUCCAGGUAACCGGGGAUACGGCAACACAACAGCACACAAGCAGGAAAUCCGGAGGGGGUCUGGGUUCUGUGAAGGUCUCCAACGUGUCCUCGUACAGCUUCACCCUCACAUGGUCGGCUCCAGCAGGGAUGUUCAAGAACUUUACUGUGAUCAGGAGAGAGCAGAGGAUGGAGGCUGAGGGAACAGUAGACGAAGAGGCAGCGGACGGACAACCGGGCAUUGACGACAUGGCAACCACCCCCUCAAAGAACACGACGGCAGGGCAGGCGCUGAUGGAAAACACGGACGCAACGGCUUCUUCGGCUAAAGCCACCGGCUCCAUAGGAAAAGCAGAGGAGCAGAGAAUCUCCCUGGUUCUUCCUGGGAAUGUACGUGCGGUGGGCUUCGACCACCUCCAGGCAAACACACGCUACCUCCUGCAGAUAUUCGGCACAGCCUCUGGGAGAAGGUCCAAGAUCCACAGGACAUCCAUUACUACAGGGCCUGAGCCGCCGACGGAGAUGGUGUUCAGCAACGUGACCGAGUCGUCUGUCACGGUCUCCUGGUCUAAACCGAAGAGCGCCUUCACCGGCUUCAGGGUCACAUACACCAACUCUAUUACAGGCGAGAGCAGCUUUGAGGCGGUGGAGUUCCAGCAUUCCCAUGUUGUCCUGUCCCAUUUGGGUGCCGGGUCCUCCUACAUCAUCACCGUGACAACCAGCCAAGGACACGCCCAGAGUGAUGCCCUCACAUCCCACAUCACCACUGUGCCCGCCCCUCCGUUGCAGUUCAGAGUGGUGGAUGUGACGGACACCAGAGCUCUGCUGCGGUGGACGCCGAGCCCGGGGAGAGUGGAUCGCUUCAUCAUCAGCUACGAGUCGGCCAAGAUCCCUAACGUGACGGUGACGGUGAUGGUGUCGGGCCGGGCUGUGGAGCACCAGCUGAGGGCUCUGCAGAGGGGGACGGUGUACAGGGUGAAGGCUCUGAGCCAGAAGAACAGCUUCCAGAGCCAAGCCGUUUCCACCACCUUCACCACCGCCAGCACGGUGAAGCCCAGCGCUGUAGGCCCGCGUUCUGCUGUCAUCACGUGGAAAACUUCCAGCAUCUCCUACCAACGUUACAGGAUAACCUACCAUGUAGUAGGAGAGGAGAGCAAGGAGGUGAUCCUGGACCCUACCGUCACAGAGUACCGGCUCACUAGGCUGCAGCCCGCGAGCCGCUACGUGGUCUUGGUUCAGGGGGAGAGGGACGGCCUCUACACCUCCGUUGUGACCUCAGAGUUUGUAACAGGGACGCUGCGGUUCCCGUCCCCGGCGGACUGCUCCGAGGAGCUGCAGAACGGGGCGCGGCCGUCGGGCGAGGCGGACAUCUACCCCCAGGGGAGGGAGGGCGGAGCCCAGCGGGUCUACUGCGACAUGGAGACCGACGGCGGCGGCUGGACGGUGUUCCAGCGGAGGAUGAACGGGAACACUGACUUCUACAGGAGCUGGAGCGAGUACAGAGUGGGCUUUGGGAACGUCAGCCAGGAGUUCUGGAUCGGUAACGAGCUCCUGCACCACCUGACCCAGGCGGGCCCCAUGGCCAUGAGGGUGGAGCUGCGGGCGGAGAACGAGACGGCCUACGCCCACUACUCCACCUUCAGCGUGGCCUCGGAGGAGAACCAUUACAGCCUCCAGCUGUCGGGGUUCACCGGCACCGCAGGGGACUCCAUGAAGUACCACAACGGCCGGCCGUUCUCCACCAACGACCGGGACCCCGACCCCCUGGGGAUCCACUGCGCCCGGGCCUACAUGGGGGGGUGGUGGUACAAGAACUGCUACAAGACCAACCUGAACGGGCUCUACGGCGUCAGCUCCAACAACCAGGGCGUGGUGUGGAUCGACUGGAAGGGUAAAGACUCUUCUCUACCUUCCACUGAGAUGAAGAUCCGACCGGCCGCCUUCUCCCCCUCCACUGCCCAAGGCUGAGGCCGUCUGAUACUAGCGGUUAAGGUCCGCCUCCCCUCAUAAUUCACAUGGUUAAGCUCCGCCUCUCCCCCUCAUAAUACACACAAUUAAGCCACGCCUCCCCACAUAAUACAUUUGGUGAAGCUCCGCCUAUUCCCCUCAUAAUACACAUGGUUAAGCUCGGCCUCUUUCCCUCACACAUGGAUAGGCUCCGCCUCCCCUCGUAAUACACAUGGUUAGGCUCCGCCUCCCCUCAUUAUACACACGGUUAAGGUCCGCCUUCUGCAUAUUAAACAGUAUUUUGACAGCUGCAUGCCAAGUUUGUUUUGCUUUCUUUUUGCUGUGUCAACAUCAGUUACUAUUUUUUUUACAAAACAGAAAAGAUAAACGUCUUUUUUUUUAUUAUUGAUUUUAUGUUUCACUCUGUGUUUUGUCUGUUUCGUUCCGGCUCGAACUCCACACAUACUUUGUGACUUUGUUGUAGAAAGUGUUUCCAUGAGCACCCAACCCCAUUGUGAUGCAGUUCCUUUUGUCCUCUGGAUCGCAGAUUGUGAUGAAUAAAAACAAGAGUUUCUGGGCG